AUGUCCGUUAAAUUGUUCGUUGGAGGUUUGUCAUGGGGAACCGAUGACCGUUCUCUUAGGACUAGGUUUGAAGAAUAUGGCAACGUUGAAGAUGUCGUUGUGAUUCGUGAUCGCGACACUGCAACCUUGUUACCUUUGCGAGACUUCCAAAAUAUAUGGUUGGAACAAUCUCACUGCGGAUAUAAGGAUGCUAACCUUUCUGCUAUCUUCCCUUUCCCCAAACCCU
Racocetra persica is the source of this 226-nucleotide messenger RNA. The record is from the annotation of a GenBank genome assembly. Lineage: Eukaryota; Fungi; Glomeromycota; Glomeromycetes; Diversisporales; Gigasporaceae.